AACAUGAACAACAUACAGUCCUCCGGGCCGACACACAUUACACUGAAAGCUGACACGUAAAAGUCAACCCAUUUAUUGACGAACAGGUUCACGAGUAACUACAACAAAGGACACCGAUGUGAGGACGAAAUCUUAGACCAAACGCAUCAAUCUCCAGACGGCAAUGCAUCUAGUACAAGAGUGAUCUUCGUCUGAGAAAUCAAACAUAUACAGUCACUGGAAUCCUGAACAAAUCACCCGACCGUGGAGCUCCCCACUCGCUAAAUCGAACGACUGAGGACCUUGUACGAGUGUAUCUCGAACAAAUAGUGAGUGCAGAAUCAUGCAAAACGAGGUCCAGUCGACUUCUACGAGCGAUUGUGCUGAGUGAAAUGGAUCAUAGCAAGCCAAAAGGUAUGCACAUCUAUAUGAAAACAUCGAAGCAUGGACUAACGAGCUGCUGCGCGCACAAUGAAAAGGAUCCAUCUAGAGUUGUAGCUCGUCUGUGGCGGAACUCUCGACCGAGCUGAGAGCAGAUCCAUGGCGAAUGGCAAAGGUGACUGCGACGACCCUUCCAAACGAGAUGGCCAGUCUGGGACCAGCCAGCUGCUCUACGGCGCUCGUCUCCAGUUUGGAUGCGGUUGACGAACACUGUCGAGCUUACUUGGCUGGAGACUCCGAACCUCCGUUAGCGUAGUAUGGUGUAUGCGUUGCGCUCUGACCGGGGCUUACGGUCUGGACUAUAAUGAUGCCGUCCAGCAUCCUCUAAGUGUUAGUUAGGGCAGUGAACACGCAGUUGCAGUAGCAGAUCAGGAGUCAGGACAGGUUCGUGGGCGAGUUGCAGAGGGACGAGCUGGAAGAGCUGGAAGAGCUUCCAAGGUCCAACUCGUCCUUUCUGAGAGACAGAUUUUGCGCUAGAUUGCAUUCGUUCUGGUCAGUGCGGUCGUACUCUGUAAGCAGCGAAGUUCGGAGCGAUGGCCUCCGCAUCCGAGGAGACCAAGCCUCCUGUCGAAGCUGUCAUGCCCGAUACCGCACCUUCUUCCUCCCAAGCUGACGACGUCCCGGACGAUCAUUUUUCCAAGAUGACUUUGGAUGAAAAGUACGCGUUGGUGCGUAGUAUCGGUGAGGAGUGUAUUCAAGAGGAGGAGCUCCGGAAUCUCCUUGAGAAGAAAAAAGAUCCGGUGGCUUAUGAUGGAUUUGAACCUUCCGGGAGAAUGCACAUUGCUCAGGGAGUGAUGAAGGUAAUUAACGUCAACAAACUUACCAAAGCCGGGUGCAUUUUCAAGUUCUGGGUUGCCGAUUGGUUCGCUCAGCUCAACAACAAGAUGGGGGGAGACUUGAAAAAGAUCCAGACUGUUGGACGCUACAUGAUCGAGAUUUGGAAGGCCGUUGGCAUGAAUAUGGACAGAGUACAGAUCUUGUGGACUUCUGAGGAAAUCAACGCUCGGCCGGAUGAGUACUGGCCUCUCGUUAUGGAUAUUGCUCGCCGCAAUAACCUCUCCCGCAUCAAAAGGUGCUCUCAAAUUAUGGGACGAAACGACGAGGAUGAGCUGACUGCUGCCCAGAUAUUCUACCCCUGUAUGCAGUGCGCGGACAUAUUUUUCUUAAAGGCUGAUAUCUGUCAACUGGGAAUGGAUCAGCGCAAAGUAAAUGUUUUGGCCCGUGAAUACUGUAAUGAUAUCAAGCGAAAGAUGAAGCCAAUCAUUCUAUCACACCACAUGUUGCCUGGCCUCCUAAAGGGUCAAGAGAAGAUGUCGAAGAGUAUGACAGAUUCGGCCAUAUUCAUGGAGGACGAAGAGUCUGAAGUGAAGUCGAAGAUCAACAAGGCCUGGUGUCCUGCUUUGAUUACGGAUGGGAACCCCCUUAUUGAGUACACGAUCUACAUCGUACUUCCGUACUUCAACGAGUUUGUUGUAGACCGGAAAGAGGAGCAUGGUGGGGCCAAGACUUACAAAACAGCUGAGGAGCUGAAGGAAGAUUAUACAAGUGGUGCACUUCAUCCUGGAGAUUUGAAGGUUGCCUUGAUUAAGGCAAUAAACAGAAUACUCGAGCCUGUAAGGGAGCAUUUCAAGACCAAUGCUGAAGCCAAGGACCUACUGAAGAAAGUGAAGAGUUACAAGGUUUCGAGAUAAAGGUUUCCAAGGCAAGAUUGUCCGAGCGGAAGCAGCUAUCUCUUCCUUAUUUUUGACAUGGUAAGAAGGUGCUGCUGUUUAUAGAAGUCUUAGCUAGGAAGGUUAGCUUCUUAUAACUUUCAACCUAUUUACGAGAAAACUCAAGUUAGUAUUGUAGGGGAGGAUAUGUGCGGAAUGGAAUUUGAGUUCCGUUUGAGUACUGUACGUUCAUCCGAAGUUUGAUAGGAUCCGUCACGUAUCUCACAAGUAAAACUCGGAGGAGGAUGCUCGGUUGAGCCCCUUAGAUUUUGACGGGGAUUGUGUGGCAGAGGUUACUAUUGUGGAAUAGGGGUCCCACCUGUUGUGGCACGCACCUCUACCAUAUGCAUUCUUUGUUGCAGCCAAGAUACUGUGGAGAGUUCUACGCACAGCUCGCAAUGCUUGAACAUCGCCUGAAUGCGGUGGCUCCCCUGGAUGCAAUUCCAUAUGAUCCUUAUCUCUAACCAUUCACUUCUAUCUUCUCCAGUUUAUAGAUAUCUGGAUGAAGGCUCCAGCCGUGUCCAGAGACAAGGCCUGGAAAGAAUGAGUAGAACGCGGGAAGAUAGCUCUAGAGCGAACAACUGGCGUACGAAGAGGUUGGAAGCUGUGGCAUUCAAGAUUAUCACCACGCUUCUUUGCUGGAAGUCUCAUGGACUGGUGCCAACACUAAUCUUUUGCGCAUCAGGUCUGAUCGCAUGUUGUUUCUCUGGUGUUGGAUCAUGAAUCAACGACUUCUAUGACGAUCAUCUUAAUGAAUAAUUUUUCUGCCUUCGGCCAUCUCAUUCACAAGGUUUCAUAAAUGGUGUUCUCUGAUACUUUCUUGCAUUCGUAUCGUGCCUUCGCUCCACCCUUACACGCAACUGAUUUUUCUAGAGAAAUUGUUUCUCGAUUCUGAUAAGUGAACAUGGAGCAGAGGAACUAUUGACAAACUUGUCCAAUCCUCAAGGCCCCAAGGAAACACAUGGGAAAUGGUAAAUAGAUGAAGCUCAUCAAAAUGCUAGAAAACACAAUUCAAACAACUGAGAGAACCAAAAGAACCCCUAGCUAGAGCAUCUGAACAAGGGAUGUUAUAAUGCCAUAAGGCCCUAAAUGUAGUGUACAAUAAAACUUUUCAACAAAAACGUUGAAAUACAUUUUAACCUUUACAUAUAUUAU
Marchantia polymorpha subsp. ruderalis is the source of this 3284-nucleotide messenger RNA. Lineage: Eukaryota; Viridiplantae; Streptophyta; Marchantiopsida; Marchantiales; Marchantiaceae. The record is from the annotation of a GenBank genome assembly.